AUAGCACCACUGCACUCCAGCCUGGGCAACAAAGUGAGACUGUCUCAAAAAAGAAAAAGAAAAAAAAAGUGAAAAAAAUUCCUGAAUGAAGGCCUGGACUGAGGUGGCUUUCCAUUCGGAGGUCCAGCCCCAAGCAGCUGAGAGUCCUUCCUAAAUUCAUUACCUAUAGCAACAACAACUAGCAACGAGUAACAACUGGCUGCAAUCCUAAAAACUAAUGACAGGGACAUUUAUCUCCCUCAUGAAGAAAUGGUCCCAGGACCAUCUCCCACCCAGCAUCCAUUGCGGUUCCCUGUGCAAGAUGAGUCUCUGAGUGGGAAUCCAGCACUCUCUCCCUCUCCUUCCCCACCACCUCCACCCUCCUUAACGGAAAAACAAAAGGCAUCUGCACCUGCAGCCCUGCUGAGGCCCCUGCUGCCCACGCUUGCAGCAGAGGGUGGAGGCUCUGGGUUCUUGCCUUCUCUCAAGGGCCCCAGCCCCAACGGUGAUGGGCGGAGCCAGUCUAGCUGCUGCACAGGCUGGCUGGCUGGCUGCUAAGGGCUGCUCCGCGCUUUUGCCAGAGGACAGAGACUGACAUGGAACAGGGGAAGGGCCUGGCUGUCCUCAUCCUGGCUAUCAUUCUUCUUCAAGGUACUUUGGCUCAGUCAAUCAAAGGAAACCACUUGGUUAAGGUGUAUGACUAUCAAGAAGAUGGUUCGGUACUUCUGACUUGUGAUGCGGAAGCCAAAAAUAUCACGUGGUUUAAAGAUGGGAAGAUGAUAGGCUUCCUAACUGAAAAUAAAAAAAAAUGGAAUCUGGGAAGUAAUACCAAGGACCCUCGAGGGAUGUAUCAGUGUAAAGGAUCACAGAAAAAGUCAAAACCACUCCAAGUGUAUUACAGAAUGUGUCAGAACUGCAUUGAACUAAAUGCAGCCACCAUAUCUGGCUUUCUCUUUGCUGAAAUCAUCAGCAUUUUCGUCCUUGCUGUUGGGGUCUACUUCAUUGCUGGACAGGAUGGAGUUCGCCAGUCGAGAGCUUCAGACAAGCAGACUCUGUUGCCCAAUGACCAGCUCUACCAGCCCCUCAAGGAUCGAGAAGAUGACCAGUACAGCCACCUUCAAGGAAACCAAUUGAGGAGGAAUUGAACUCAGGACUCAGAGUAGUCCAGGUGUUCUCCUCCUAUUCAGUUCCCAGAAUCAAAGCAAUGCAUUUUGGAAAGCUCCUAGCAGAGAGACUUUCAGCCCUAAAUCUAGACUCAAGGUUCCCAGAGGUGACAAAUGGAGAAGAAAGGCCAUCAGAGCAAAUUUGGGGUUUUCUCAAAUAAAAUAAAAAUAAAAACAAAUACAGUGUUUCAGAAGCGCCACCUAUUGGGGAAAAUUGUAAAAGAAAAAUGAAAAGAUCAAAUAACCCCCUCGAUUUGAAUAUAAUUUUUUGUGUUGUAAUUUUUAUUUCUUUUUGUAUAGGUCAUAAUUCACAUGGCUCAAAUAUUCAGUGAAAGAUGUCCCUCCACUGCCAUCCCCUGCUACCCAGCGACCCUGUUGCCCUCUUCAGAUACAAAUUAGUUUCUCUUUUUUUUUUUUUUUUUUUUUUUUUGAGACAGUCUUGCUCUGUCGUCCAGGCUAAAGUGCAGUGGCACCAUCUCGGCUCACUGCAACCUCUGCCUCCUGGGUUCAAGCGAUUCUCCUGCCUCAACCUCCCGGGCAGCUGGGAUUACAGGCACACACUACCACACCUGGCUAAUUUUUGUAUUUUUAGUAGAGACGGGGUUUCGCCCUGUUGGCCAAGCUGGUCUCGAACUCCUGACCUCAAGUGAUCCGCCCGCCUCGGCCUCCCAAAGUGCUGGGAUUACAGGUGUCAGCCACCAUGCCUGGUCUUAAAACUAGUUUCUUAUAUACCUCUCUGGAGGUAUUCUAGGCAUAUAUGAGCACAUUCUCAAGUACAUAUUAUCCUCCCUUCCCCUAUCUUUUAGACAAAUGAUAUCAAACUAUACAUCUUGUGAGAUUAUUGCAUACCAUUAUAUGAAGAACUCCUUUUUAAUGCAGCCAUAUUGUACAAAUAGACUAUGAUUUAUUUAACCUGUUAUCUAUCAGUGGAUAUUUAAGUUGGUUCCAAUCUUUUGUUCUUACAACAAUUCUGCAAUGACUAACAUUGUAUAAAUAUCAUUUUUAAAGAUAAUUGCAUUGAAGCAUAAUUUACAUGCCAUAAAAUCCACCCAUCUUAAGUGAUUUCACCUGUUCUCAGAAAUUUUUAGUAAAUUUAACUAAUUGUACAGCAAUUACCAUAAUCCAGCUUUAGGACAUUUUCUUUUCUUUUUUUUUUUUUUUUUUUUUUUUUGAGGUGGAGUCUUGCUCUGUGGCCCAGGCUGGAGUGCAGUGGCACAAUCUCAGCUCACUGCAACUUCUGCCUCCUGGGUUCAAGCAAUUCUCUUGCCUCAGCCUCCCGAGUAGCUGAGACUACAGGCACGUGACACCACGCCCAGCUCAUUUUUUGUGUAUUUAGUAUUUGUGUAUUUAGUAGAGACAGGGUUUCACCAUGUUGGCCAGGCUGGUCUCAAAUUCCUGACCUCAGGUGAUCCACCUGCCUCAACCUCCCAAAGUGCUGGGAUUACAGGUGUGAGCCACCGCGCCGGGCCCGUAACUGUAUUUUAAUAUAGCCAUUCUAUGGGUUUAAUAUGGUAUUUUAUUAUGGUCUUAAUUUGCAUUUCCCUAGAGAUUAACCAUGCUGAGUGUCCUGUCAUGUGUUUAUUAACCAUUCAUAUAUUUUUAGUGAAAUGUCUAUUCAAAUCUUUUGCCCAUUUUUAAGUUGACUUAUUUGUUUGUCUUCUCACUAUUGGGUUGCAUAUGUCUUUGAUAUAAGUCUUUUAUCAGAUAUAUGAUUUGGAAAUAUUUUCUACCAGUCUGUGGUUUGUUUUUCUUAAUGGUGUCUUUUGAAGUGCAAAAGGUUUGAAUUUUGAAGUACAUUUUAUCAAUUUUUUCUUCUAUAUAUUGUGCUUUUGGUAUCAUGUCUAAUAAAUCUUUACCAAACCCACAGUACAAAGAUUUUUCUCCUGUCUUCUUUUUAUACUUUUUAUAGUUUUAUGGUUUUAGCUCUAACAAUAAAUGUGAUUUUGAACAUACAUAAGACUAUUUGUAACAAAUACAAAUAAAUUGAAUUGUUGAGCA
Messenger RNA from Pongo pygmaeus (Bornean orangutan), 3140 nucleotides. It is a transcript of the gene CD3G, whose product is annotated as CD3 gamma subunit of T-cell receptor complex. NCBI's taxonomy places the organism in Eukaryota, Metazoa, Chordata, Mammalia, Primates, Hominidae. Gene Ontology annotation, biological process: positive thymic T cell selection; cell surface receptor signaling pathway. Gene Ontology annotation, cellular component: alpha-beta T cell receptor complex; external side of plasma membrane; membrane. Gene Ontology annotation, molecular function: transmembrane signaling receptor activity. The transcript has 7 exons. The coding region runs from base 576 to 1124 and encodes 182 amino acids. The record is from RefSeq and is a predicted model, not a curated record.